This is a messenger RNA of Equus caballus (horse), 976 nucleotides long. Lineage: Eukaryota; Metazoa; Chordata; Mammalia; Perissodactyla; Equidae. The record is from RefSeq and is a predicted model, not a curated record.
AUGAGGUUUGGUGCCUGCAGCUGCUCCACCUUCCAAAGGAAGCUGCAACUCCCCACUCUGGGGAGGGCAGGAGAGCCCACUGGGAGGAAAGCUCAGCCUCAUCCUGGUCCCAGAACUGAAGAUGCAUCCACUCUGGAGGCUCCUGGUCCUCCUCAGCUUGCUGGCCUUGCCCUCGGCCCUGCACGAGCAGCCCUGGUGAGAAUUAUUGCCCAGGGCUUCAUGAAGCACAACUCAGAAGGGCAAAUCCAGAACACCCACCUGCUGGGUAGUCUGAAUGCCUUGGGCCAGAGCCCAGGGAUGGUGGGCUGGCUAACUGGCAGCAUGAACCUCCAGCAUCAUCAAGAAGGCAGCGCCAACAUCACCAACCUUCAGCUGGACUGUGGCGAGAUCCAGAUGUCUUUCCAGAAGGAGUGGUUCUCCGCAAACACCUCCCUUGCAUUUGACACUGACCUGAGACUGCCCUUCAACGACAAGAUCAUAAAGGCGCAUGUGCACACGAACCUCGUUGUGGAGUUCUGGCUGGAGAAAGACGAGUUUGGCCGGAGGGAUCUGGUGAUAGGCGAUUGCGGCGUGGAGCCCGGCAGCGUCCACACAACAGUCCUGACUCCAGAUUGCCCACCAAAGAUGAAACAUUUACUCCACGAUCUCAGAGACAACGUGGAAAAAGUUAUCCUACACCUGGUAGAAAGUCAGGUGUGUCCUCUGACCGGUGAAGUCCUCAGGCAGCUGGAUGUGAAACUGUUGAAAAGCCUCAUGGGUGAGUCUGUGUCCAUCCAGGGAGGCGGACUCAGGACUGGAAGAUGGCUGGAGGAGGUGCCCCCACGGAGCUCCCAGCGAGGCCUGCUCAGGGGGGUCUGCAUGUGCUCUGAGAUCUCUUAGAGGUGACCAUAUCAUGAUGACCAUUACUGUCCUGUGAGAAAGCUGGGACAGCAGAGGGGAUCCCUACCAAGCCGGCUGUGUCCCACCAAGUCACUCA